Molecule: messenger RNA, 617 nt
Organism: Cynoglossus semilaevis (tongue sole)
Lineage: Eukaryota; Metazoa; Chordata; Actinopteri; Pleuronectiformes; Cynoglossidae
Product: cytochrome c oxidase subunit NDUFA4-like
Exons: 4
Coding region: 147-404 (85 amino acids)
Cellular component (GO): respiratory chain complex IV
Source: RefSeq, a predicted model, not a curated record
UUGAUUGGCUGAGAGGUGGAGGAAGCGCAGUUGUACUACUCACCUCGGUGUGUCCUCCCGGCCUGCAGAAAUCCAAAGACACUGCGCACGACUGUGGGUAGAUACUUUCUUUUUCACGGAGCGUGUAAGUGGGAGAAUUUUUCGACAUGUCGUCAAUAUUUGGACUCGUAACCAAACAACUUAAAACCCACCCAGCUCUGAUCCCCCUCUUCGUCUUCAUUGGUGGUGGAGUAACCAUGAGCGCCACUUAUUUGGCUCGACUGGCUCUAAAAAACCCAGAUGUCUCAUGGGAUCGCAAGAACAACCCUGAGCCCUGGAACAAAUUGGAGCACAAUCAGCAGUACAAACUUUUUUCGGUCAGCACGGACUACUCCAAGCUGAAGAAGGACAGACCUGAUUUUUAAAUCUGAAGUCUUUCAGUCUGUGUGAAGAGCCGUCGAGUCAAAACCUGAGGACGAAUUGAGUCUCAAACUGCUCAAUACACUCAGUUUACCAGGGGUGGGAAUCAUUCUGUUCAUACAUUGCUGUAUAAAUAAAGCAGGCAGUCACCUGUUUUACCAAUUUAUGAGUUUAUUUUUGACCAAGUUGUAAAUCAUUAAAUCUAUUUAAAUCAUUUC